Molecule: messenger RNA, 1224 nt
Organism: Emiliania huxleyi CCMP1516
Lineage: Eukaryota; Haptophyta; Isochrysidales; Noelaerhabdaceae
Exons: 1
Coding region: 1-1224 (407 amino acids)
Source: RefSeq, a predicted model, not a curated record
AUGAGGCUCUACGCCGCGCUCUGCACUGCGCUUUACUGCGCGUGCGUGGGCCUCCAGGGCGCGGGCGUCAAUGUCGUCGGCCCGGCCGGGCCGUCGCUCGCGUCCAAGCUCCGCACGGAUGUCUCUUCGGUCGGAUCCAUCCUCUCCGCUGAGGGCGCCGGCGCCGCCGCGGGCGCGCUGCUGAUACCGCUGCUGCUCGGCCGGCUGCCCGGCCACAUCGUGCUCUGCGUCCUCUCGGCCAGCAUCGGCGUCUCACUCUUCGGCGUGUGGCUCUGCGGCAGCAUCAGAGAGGUGACCAUCCUCUACUUCGCGGUGGGCGGCCUCCUUGGCUCCUUUUCUGGCUGCGCCAACACAUUGCUCGCGUGGCUGCACGCUGGCCGGAACCUCGGCCCGUGGGUCAACCUGGUAAACGCCUGCUUCGGGCUCGGGUCGGGCGGCGUGCCUCUGCUGUUUGUGGCGGCCGAGCGGCGCCUCGGCGAUGGGCUGCGCGUCUUCCCCGCCCUAGGGCUCGCCGCGGCGGGUGUGGCCCUCUCGGCCGCCUGCCUGCCGAGCCCGCCCCGCCCCAAGGACGCCAAGGGUGGCGGAGGCGGAGGCGGAGGCGGCCGCGGCCGCACGUGGGUCGUGGUUGGCCCGCUGAUGGUGGUGCUCGCGCUGGGCGUGGGGAGCGAGAUUGCGUUUGGCGCGUGGUGCUACGAGUAUGCCACCGCGCGGGUGGGCAUGCCGCCGACGGAGGCAGCCUACCUGACCGCCGUCUACUGGAGCUCCUUCACGUGCGGCCGGCUGGGCGCUGUGCCGCUGGCGGCGGCGCUGCCUCCCGAGGGCCUGCUGCUGCCGAGCCUCGUCCUCGAGGUGGCCUCGGCCCUUCUCGUGCUCUGCGACCCCUCCUCGGAGAGAGUGCUCUGGGCCGCCACCGUCGGCGCCGGCGUCGGCGUCUGCGCGCUCUACUCGAACGUCAUGUCGCUGCUGGCGGGCCACGGGCUCAUGUCGGCGCCAAUCGUGUCGGCGAUGCAGUUCGCGUGCUCGCUGGGGCACAUGACCCUGCCCAACCUCGUCGCGCUCGUCAUGCGCCACACCAGCCUCGGCCACGAGUCCCUCUUCGUGGUCCUCGCCGCCGCGAACGCCGCCUGCCUCGUCCUGGUGGCCGCCGUCUCGCUGCACUUGCGGCGGCGCUACAAGAGCGCUCCGCCGGCGGCGCUCUUCGACGCGGGGGCGAAGCAGGUGUGA